AACCAAUCGGAGGGAGGGUUCGCGCUUGCGCCCCGCCCGGCUUAAAGGAGCCCCCGUCACAUGGACAGCAGCCAAUCAACGCGCGGGGCGGAGGGGGAGAACGCGCUGGCCACGCCCCGGCCCCGCGCCCUGAGCCGGGAGCGCGCCUGCGCGGCGUCACGAGGCACUGAGCGACGGGAACGUGCGGGAGGGGUCGCGUGUGCGCGGGCGCGCGCCCCACCGCCUCACUCAGCCCCGUGACCGGAGCCGGCGCCAGCUGCGGCUAAGGUGACACCAUCAAUAAUUGAGUGGGCAGCAGGGCUGGGCACCACUUGGGGCCACGCAGGUCUGCCUGCUGCCUGCCUGCCUGCCUCCUGCCUGCCUCCUGCCUGCCGCCUGCCUGCCGCCUGCCUGCCUCCUGCCUGCCUGGAGCGUAGGGACAGCCCCCAAACUGCAAUGGUGUCACCAGCGAUCGCCCUGGCCUUCCUCCCCUUCCUCGUCACCCUGCUGAUCCGCUACCGGCACUACUUGCUGCUGCUGUACCGGGCGGUGCUGGUGGGCUGGCUGCGGGACCGGCUCACCGGCGUCCCGCGGGAGCAGCGCGCCUUCCAGUACCUGCUGGCCCACGCCAUCCCCGGGGACCCCCGCCACGUCCUGCAGACCUUCGACCAGUGGUGCUACCACUGCGAGCACCUCAGCAGCGUCGGGCCCGUCAAAGGGAGGAUCGUGGAGCGGCUGCUGUACGAGCGGGCGCCGCGGCGCGUGCUGGAGCUGGGCACCUACUGCGGCUACGGCACGGUGCUGCUGGCGCAGGGGCUGCCCCCGGGCGCCCGCCUCUACACGGUGGCAGUGGAUCCCCGCCACGCUGCCGUGGCAGAGAAGGUCAUCCGCCUGGCCGGCUUCGACGAGCAGACGGUGGAGCUGAUCGUGGGCCCCUCGGAGGAGGUGAUCCCCCGGCUGAGGGAGAAGCACGGCCUCCUAAAGGCCGACUUCGUCUUCAUGGAUCACUGGAAGCGCUGCUACCUGCGGGACCUACAGCUGCUGGAGACCCACCGGCUGCUGGCCGAGGGGGCCACCGUCCUGGCCGACAACGUCCUCUUCCCUGGCGCGCCCCACUUCCUGCAGUAUGCCAAAACCUGUGGCAAAUACCGCUGCAAGGUGCACCGCGCCAGCCUGGAGUACUUCCACGCCAUCCCUGACGGCAUCGCCGAGCUCUGCUAUGUCGGGAAUAGCUGAGCCAGGCAAGGAGCUCGCACCGGGUUCCCGAAUAACCAACCAUGCUUGGCCGUAAAAACGGGCUCUGGAGAAAACACGGUGGCUGCUGUGGUCUGUGGUGGGGCAUGGCGGUGGAAAGAUGGGGGCCUUGCUCCCCGUACAGCUCCUUCUGGAGCUGCUUCCCCCUGGCAGCCGUGCAGGAAGGUCUGCGGGAGACCCCGGCUCUCCCCGCCAGACACAGACCCUCGGUCGCCCGAGCGGCACCCCUGUGGCUCCCAGAGCCCGCCAUGGUGCACCUCUGACACCAAAUUUGGGGGCUUUUGUUU
Phalacrocorax carbo (great cormorant) is the source of this 1520-nucleotide messenger RNA. The record is from RefSeq and is a predicted model, not a curated record. NCBI's taxonomy places the organism in Eukaryota, Metazoa, Chordata, Aves, Suliformes, Phalacrocoracidae.